UUGAUAUACACCGAGAUCACGGUAGCCAACUCAAUCUGUUUAUUUCACAAAACAAACAUAUUUGACAAGUGACAACCAAUUUGACAGUGACAAUUUGUCACAUGGAAUCGCUUUAUUUUUUUUUAUGUAUUGCGUGCAAUGAUAUGUUUUGCUGCAUAUUGUAAGCAUUAAAAAUGAGUUGUACAUUCUCUAUCCCUGUUAUACAUCAUGAUCUGCGACAAGAAGAAGCUUUUGUGCAAAUUGCUUCUGCCCUGGACUUGCUAAACAAUAGUGUGAAUGAUACAUUCCAGCGAAUUGAGAAAAGAAUCGAUGAGAAUAAGACAAAAUUGGAGAAAAUUAAAAAUCGAAGCAAUGUUGUCCGAACAAAAAUAGAACAAUUAACUGGCAGUAAUAAGUCAACAAAGGUUUUCUCCAGUGCAAAAUAUCCAGUGUCAAAUGAUUAUGAUUGUUACAAUGGCCUCUUCAAUGAGAAUUUUCCUGUCAAACCUAAUUUCUCAUAUAGAAUUACUAGCAAGCAUCAACCUCUGGAGAGUAAAACAUUAGGUGAAAAGCUUCAAUUUUAUCAUGUGAAGUUAGGAAGUAAAUCCCAUAGAAAAAACUUGGAAGUUACUCCUGAAGAAGGACUUGGCUGCCUACCAUGGGACUUAGGUUCUGUUACAUCCCUGUUGUUAUUUAACACCUCUGAAAAUCCGUAUCAGCGUUAUGUUCAACUUGAUCCUCUUGGUGCUAUCAGUCGCACUCGGCAAGCUCUUCUUGAAGAGCAGUCUGCCCCAGAAGCUCCUCCCAUUUCAAUUUCUCAGAGAGAUCAACCAGAGAGACCUUUGGCUGAUUCAUAUUUCUACAGUCCAGGCCUUGGGGAUGUGCCAUUAAUAGAUGUGCCCCUGGAUUUGCCAGAUUUGCCGGUUAUAACUGAGAUAGAUUUUUGAUAUAUUUUAUGUGUGUUAUGCAGGUGUUGCUGAUGAUUUGCGAUAUAGUGUGGAUAUGGGACCUGUUAUUGCACCUUCUGUAUCAACUACUCCUUCUUUGCCAGAUUUGCCUGUUGUUUCCGAUAGUCCAUCUAAUACCACUGAAACAAAAUCAUUACAAACUUCUUCCAUGACCCCUCAUGCACCAAAUUUCUUUUCUCCUUCUCCACAGCAACCUGUGCCAUCACUGGAAAUUCAGCAGCAAUCUGCUCCUCCAGCACCGCCACCACCCACCACAACAACAAUGGUGUGUAUCCUCCCUUGUCAUUGCGCUUACAGCUCAAACCAACAGUCCUCCAGUUCUCACCACUUCCUCACUCUCCUAUCCAUCAAGGUUUCUGAGGAGGCAGAAGUAAUUUCAGCACCGCAAAAAUUGGAAAAGUUUUUCUCAGGUGCCUAAGCUUCAAGGUGGUGAUCCAAGAGCUAAUUUGAUGGAAGCAAUUCGACAAGCAGGAGGAUCUGGCAAAGCUAACUUGCGCUCUGCUAAGCAAAUGAAAAUUGAAACUCGAAAACGGAUGCAGGAAGAGAAAGUCAGCAGCAGUUCUGAUUUAAUGGCUGAUCUACACGCUAAACUUGCUCUAAGGAGAAAGGGUAUAUCUGGAGCAAAUAAGACAGAAGUGUCGGUAGGUAAUGCUAUGCAGCGUGUAUCAGCAAUGAUUCCACCACCACAGUUCUCUGAGCCAGAGUCAAAUUUACAAGAAGAUGAAGAAGGAAUGGAUGAAGACUGGGACUAAUAUGCUAUUCCUUGCUAGUGAUGGUAGUGAAUUCCUUUGAGAAUGAUGAAUUUAUAAAUUGUACAUUUAACUCGGAAUUUGAUGCUCAGGAUCGUGAAUCAUUGUAAAAGAAAAGACAUUGUUGGAUACGCUUUUCAUAAAAAUAUAAGAUAUAAAAGAAGGAAAAGGACGAAAGAAUUAAAAGAAAAAGAAAGUAAAUAUGAAACCCAAAGCAGAUUAUAUGUUUAAUAGUUCAGUUAUUGUGAUAAAAAAAAGGUAUGGCAGAAGUAUUGAACCUUGCCCUUUAGUAUUUCAACUUACUUUCUUCAUUGAACUUUUUUGAAAUUUUAUUAAAUUAAAUCUUCAUGAAAUUAAAUUAAGAAUUAAAAGAAAAAGAAAAUUAAUUUAAAACUGAUGUAAUUAAAGAGAUAAUUCGAUGAAUAUGUUAACAUGUUAAAUUAUAUUAAAGUUUCAUUUAAUCUUUUAUUUAGAGGGGCCACUUUUCUUUAGCUUGGCUCUUCCAUCUAUGAGUGCUGUGAAGGGUGUAAAGAGGGCAGGAGCAUGCUUACUUGCAGUUUUGCACAAAAAUGCAGUAAUAAUUUUGUGUUGCUCAGACUGAUUUGUUUAAUGUAAAUUAUGGACACCAUAGCUCAGAAUCCCAUCAACUUUAAAAUGUGCAUUCAAAGUAAGCCAACUUGCUGUAAAAAUAGUGCAGUUUUAAAGUGCUGGGAUUUUCAAUUUACAGAAUGAAAGUUUCUUGGCCACAGCCCAAUACUUCCAUGCAGAAUGGCUUCCCUAAACCAAAGAUUAACUGAGCUUUAAAUAAAACUUAAUAUGUUUAACCUUUUAGCUCUUCAAAAGUUAAAUUAUUCUGAUAAAUAAUAUUGUGAAUGUAUCAUAUUAUUAUCAUAUUAUUGUCAUAUUAUAUAUAUGUUCUUUACUUUUAUUGUAUAAAAUCUCAGAGUUAAAAUAAAAAGUUGAGAAUGAAAUUGUUCAAUUAUUGUGAAAUAAAGUAUGGUGAAAACAUCAAUUAUUGCUCUUUACUCAUACUAUUUCGACAUUCUUUUGUGAUAAUACUUCUGUGAAAUAUGGGGAGUUAUGAUCAAAUCUCAAAAUGUUUUAUUGCUGUAAGUGAAUUGUGACAUGUCAUAUACAAUAGGAGAAAUCUGUCUUCUACUUACAUUGUUGAAUGUGGGUUGUUUUAUUAGAGUAAUAAAACAAUUUUUGGACUUACUGCCAAUCAUAAAAGUCUAGAACCCGAUCUGGCUGCCUUCAGUAAACAUGAG
Messenger RNA from Gryllus bimaculatus (two-spotted cricket), 2964 nucleotides. NCBI's taxonomy places the organism in Eukaryota, Metazoa, Arthropoda, Insecta, Orthoptera, Gryllidae. The record is from the annotation of a GenBank genome assembly.